Molecule: messenger RNA, 1857 nt
Organism: Oryza brachyantha (malo sina)
Lineage: Eukaryota; Viridiplantae; Streptophyta; Magnoliopsida; Poales; Poaceae
Product: tryptophan decarboxylase 1-like
Exons: 1
Coding region: 141-1712 (523 amino acids)
Biological process (GO): amino acid metabolic process
Molecular function (GO): carboxy-lyase activity; pyridoxal phosphate binding
Source: RefSeq, a predicted model, not a curated record
UCCGUCGUCUCGAUCUCCUCCGCUCCGCUAUAUAAACCCCCGCGCUCACAUCCUCCCCACCCCACCGCCAUUACCACUCUCCAUCAACCACAUCCAUCUGCAGCUAGCUGCUCCCUUCUCCGUCACUCAUACUCUCGAUCAUGGGGAGCUUGGACACCAACCCGGCUGCGUACGCGGCGUUCGCCGCCGACGUCGAGGCCUUCCAGCCGCUCAACGCCGACGACGUCCGCUCGUACCUGCACAAGGCCGUCGAUUUCGUCUACGACUACUACAAGUCGGUCGAGUCGCUCCCGGUGCUCCCCGGCGUCGAGCCGGGCUACCUGCUGCGCCUGCUGCAGUCGGCGCCGCCCUCCUCGUCGGCGCCGUUCGAUAUCGCGAUGAAGGAGCUGAGGGAGGCCGUCGUUCCCGGGAUGACGCACUGGGCGAGCCCUAACUUCUUCGCGUUCUUCCCGGCCACGAAUAGUGCGGCGGCGAUCGCCGGGGAGCUCAUCGCGUCGGCGAUGAACACGGUCGGGUUCACGUGGCAGGCGGCGCCCGCGGCGACUGAGCUGGAGGUGCUCGCGCUGGACUGGCUCGCGCAGCUGCUAAGGUUGCCGGCCAGCUUCAUGAACCGCACCGCAGGUGGCCGUGGCACCGGCGGGGGCGUCAUACUCGGGACCACCAGCGAGGCCAUGCUCGUCACGCUCGUCUCAGCGCGUGACGCGGCGCUGCGCCGGAGCGGGUCCAAUGGCGUGGCCGGCCUGACGCGCCUCGCCGUGUACGCCGCCGACCAGACGCACUCCACGUUCUUCAAGGCGUGCCGCCUCGCCGGCUUCGACCCGGCCAACAUCCGGUCCAUCCCCACCGGAGCAGAGACGGACUACGCCCUCGACCCGGCGAAGCUGCUCGAGGUCAUGCAGGCCGACGCCGACGCCGGCCUCGUGCCCACCUACGUCUGCGCCACGGUCGGCACCACGUCGUCCAACGCCGUCGACCCGGUCGGCGCCGUGGCCGACGUCGCCGCGAGGUUCAACGCGUGGGUGCACGUCGACGCCGCAUACGCCGGCAGCGCGUGCAUCUGCCCGGAGUUCCGGCACCACCUCGACGGCGUGGAGCGCGUGGACUCCAUCAGCAUGAGCCCGCACAAGUGGCUGAUGACCUGCCUCGACUGCACCUGCCUCUACGUCCGCGACACCCACCGCCUCACCGGCUCCCUCGAGACCAACCCGGAGUACCUCAAGAACCACGCCAGCGACUCCGGCGAGGUCACCGACCUCAAGGACAUGCAGGUCGGCGUCGGCCGCCGCUUCCGCGGGCUCAAGCUCUGGAUGGUCAUGCGCACCUACGGCGCCGGCAAGCUGCAGGAGCACAUCCGCAGCGACGUCGCCAUGGCCAAGACGUUCGAGGACCUCGUCCGCGGCGACGACAGGUUCGAGGUCGUGGUCCCGAGAAACUUCGCCCUCGUCUGCUUCAGGGUCAGGCCGAGGAAACCCGACACGGCCGGCGAGGCGGAGGCCGAGAAGGCGAGCCGCGAGCUGAUGGAGCGCCUGAACAAGACCGGCAGGGCCUACCUGGCGCACACGGUGAUCGGAGGCAGGUUCGUGCUGCGUUUCGCGGUGGGGUCGUCGCUGCAGGAGGAGCGGCACGUGCGAAGCGCGUGGGAGCUCAUCAAGAAGACGACCACCGAGAUCGUCGCCGGCGCCGAGGAAGACAAGACGAGGAAGAAGGUGUAGAGUUAUUUGCCGUGUGUUGGAUUGAUUAUUUUUUGUUGGUGGAAGUUGUCAGUAAAAUAUUAAAUACGCCGACGGGAGGUACGUGUGGUAUAAAUACCGUAUACGUACGUACGCGUGGUAAUAAAGCCUCUCAUCGCUUUACGUC